Molecule: messenger RNA, 2216 nt
Organism: Wasmannia auropunctata (little fire ant)
Lineage: Eukaryota; Metazoa; Arthropoda; Insecta; Hymenoptera; Formicidae
Gene: Pvf1
Exons: 6
Coding region: 565-1563 (332 amino acids)
Biological process (GO): positive regulation of protein autophosphorylation; positive regulation of cell population proliferation
Cellular component (GO): membrane
Molecular function (GO): growth factor receptor binding; growth factor activity
Source: RefSeq, a predicted model, not a curated record
AAAAUAGAUACAGGGUGCGGCUAAAAUUAUACGAUAUAAGCGCGAUAAGCAGUAAACUUUUCUAUAACAAUUAUUCUUUAUCGUUCGCGUUUUUCACGUCGUAAGUGCAAUUCGUGGAACUGCAGAACUUUCUUUACCUCAAUUUCACGUAAAAGCACUCGAACACGCGAACAAUCGAAAAAAUCAUACCGCGCUUAUCUGCGCCGCACGACGAUUCAUACGAUACGCAGCGCGAGUGAGCGCGCGCGUUCGCUCGCUCGCUCGCUCGCUCGCCUAUGCGAGGCGAGAAGUAAGCGCGCGGGACGUGUUCGCCUCAUCAGUCGAUCGCGGUACGGGCGCUCGAAUACGCUCAGGUGUGCAUCGUCGCGUGUCGCGGAGUAAAAAAGCCUCGACCUCGACAGGCCGAGCCGCGAAAGAAACGAACGAACGGUCGGCGGCGAUAACAAACCGAGAGUGAUCGUUAGUAAUAAUUAAAAGACGCGACGUAACGCGGACUCGUCGACCCUUGUGCUCGUCGAGGAGUGAGGAGAUCGGAAGGCGAGACCAACACACGUCAGGAUAGAAAUGCAAUCGCGGCACGGCGCCUCGUUUGACAGCCAGUCGCCGCCGCUUCUCGUCGUCGCGAGGAUGCUCGUCCUCGCGAUGAUCGUCUGCGGCGUAUUCGUCCUGGGACAGAUCGGCGCGCAGUAUCACGGCAAUCCCGAUCACAUAGUCUUCCCCGGACCGGUCGGCUCGAGAUCGAGUGGCAAGGCCCUUGAUAAUAAGCCCGCGAGGGGUUCCGCGGAUGACAGCGAUACGCCGAUAUCGAUCGAUUUAGCGACUAGAUUAAAUGAAAUAGACUCGGUGGAUCAAUUUAUGCAGCUUCUUCACGGUGUUCCGGAGAGCGAAAAGGGUAUCGCGUUCGCCAGUAGAUUCGGAGGCGAGGAACGAUCGAACGCGUUGAUGCCGACGCCGGCCAAGUGUAUACCCGAGCUGCAACUCGUUUCCCUAAAACCGGACGACGAUCCGUCGACGUUCGUCUUCCCACUCUGCACACGGAUCAAAAGAUGCGGCGGCUGUUGCAUUAGCCCUCUGCUCUCGUGCCAGCCAACAGCUACGGAGAUGCGGAACUUCGAGGUGAUCGUGACGUCGAUGAGCGAUCUGGAAUACCGAGGACGGCGAAUUGUGCCAGUGGAGGAGCACACUAAGUGCAAGUGCGACUGCACAAUCAAGGAGGAGCACUGCAAUGAUAAGCAACACUACGAGCCGCACAACUGCAAGUGCGCCUGCAACAACGUCGACGAGGAGGAGAAGUGUCGUAGGAGCAACGACACGAAGCUCUGGAACUCCACGCUCUGCGUCUGCUCGUGCAGGACCGUCGAGCCGUGCACCACCGGCUACUACUUCAACCCUAACACGUGCAGAUGUGGACCGAUAAUGUUGUCUAGACCGGUAAACAGGUUUGCGUCCACGAAUUACAAUUUCACAAAUCGUCAGCCGGAAAACAGGCGGCCCCCGGUGAUAAUCCCCCUGGACCCGUCGGAUCCCAGAAGAAAACCCAAGGAAGAUCCCGAAUACAAAUGACGAGAAUUUAGACGGACACACGACGGAUUACAAGACUGCUAAAACGAAUCGAUAGUUACUUUGUUAAUUUCUUUAUCACAUAGACGACACCUCUCAUUAAUUCCAUGCCUGAGAACUGGAAGAGACGAAUUGUUUUACCAUUGAGUUAUCACAAUUUUAUCAUGAUGCAAAGUGUAUGUUGCAAAUUGCGCAACGUUUUUGUCUCUUACAUUUGCAAUACACACAUAUGGUAAUAAAAUAAUUUCUUCUGCGAUUCGGUGAUGAGAGAUUACAAUUAUACUUCUGAAGCGCAGAGUGAGACACAAACUUUUCCAGUUCCGAGGUGUUUUCGUGCUAAACUACUGUGCGUUUACUAUCGAAUAAAGAUCAAAAGACAUUGUGAUAUAAGAAAAUAACCGCCACAAGAUCUUAUCAAUGUUAUUUAUGUCGUAUAUAGUUAUUUCUGUUUGUAUUUAUUGUCACGUCGAUGCGCAAAUUGCUUGUUUUAUUUGCCCUACUUGUCACAUGUGACAUACGUAGCAAUAAAUUUAUAACGCGACACAUGCAAUGCGGGACUGUCGAUUACAUCACGUAUAUUGAUUAGUAUUUACAUCUAAGUCAUAUUGUAAUACGAAAUUCUUAAUAUUAAUUACAAUGCAAUUGAACAAAUGCAA